CUCAAAUUAAGAAAAAAGGUUGUGAAAAGUUUAUCAUAACCAAACAAUAAGAAUAAAAAGUGAACAUUUUAUAUAAACUAUUUCAUCAAAGUUUUUUGAUUCAUAAUUUUAUAUCUCAACCAUGAAGUUUCAACAAGCCAAUGAGUUUUUCAAUGGAAAGUACCAAACAACAACAACAAGAAAAAAAACUACCAAAAGUGUUGUCCUUAUUCCAUUCACUCUUCUUCUCAUCAUGGUUCUUCUUACUCUCAUGAAAAACACAAAUGAAUCUCCAAUGUUGUCAUCUAUAAGCAACAUGAACAUAACAAAAACAGAAACAAAUACAAAUACAAAAACAUGUGACAUCUUUUCUGGUAAUUGGAUUCCUUAUCUUGAAGAACCUUAUUACAACAAUGAAACAUGCAAUUUGAUAACAGACCAACAAAAUUGCUUGAAGUUUGGAAGAGAUGACAAAGAGUAUCUUCAUUGGAGAUGGAAGCCAAAUGAAUGUGACCUUCCACUUUUUAAUGCAACUCAAUUCUUAAAGCUUGUUAGAGGAAAGAAGAUAGCUUUUGUUGGAGAUUCAGUUGGGAGAAAUCAUAUGCAGUCUUUGCUGUGCCUCUUAAGUCAAGUGUCACAAUACGAGGACAUUUCUCAUAAAUAUACAUCAGAUGUCAUAUAUUUCAGACGGUACUUUUUUGCUGAUUACAAUUUCACCCUUGGAAAUCUAUGGUCACCAUAUUUUGUGAGAUCAAUUGAUGCUGACCCAAAUGGUCAUUCAUAUGAUAGCAUCAUGAAACUAUAUGUAGAUGAGGUAGAUGAAGCAUGGUCUAGUAAAGUUGAAAACUUUGACAUUAUAAUAAUCUCAGCAGGACAUUGGUUUUUUAGACCUUUAUUGUACUAUGAAAAGGGUCAACUUGUUGGAUGCAACAAAUGUGGUAUGGAAAAUGUGACAGAGCUUGGUCACUACUAUGGAUAUAAAAUGGCAUUUAGGACUGCAUUUAGAACCUUAACAAAUCUUGAAAAUUAUAAAGGUGUCACAUUUUUAAGGACAUUUUCUCCAUCACAUUUUGAGAAUGGUGAUUGGAACAAAGGAGGGAAUUGUGUAAGGACAAAGCCAUUUGACAAGGAAGAAAUGAAAUUAGAUGGUUACAUUAAAGAGACAUAUUUGACACAAGUGAAUGAAUUUAAUGUAGCACAAGAGGAAGGUUCAAAGAAGGGUUUGAAGUUUUUUAUGAUAAAUACAACUGAAAUUAUGUUGUGGAGGCCUGAUGGACAUCCUAACAAUUAUGGACAUUCUAAGGAACAAAACGUGACAUUCAAUGACUGUGUUCAUUGGUGUUUACCUGGUCCUGUUGACACGUGGAAUGAAUUUUUGUUAUAUAUGUUGAAUGUAGAAAGUCACACAUCUUCAAAGCUAGAGAGUGUUUUUUAACACAAGAUUUACUAUGUUAACUGCAUGGAAAAUAUUGUUUAUGAUUUAUUUAUUUAUUGAGGGUUUGCCUAAGUCUAUUGUAAUAUUUUCAUGUAUUUACAAAAAAGGGUAGAGGGAAAUGGGGAAGAGAUUGAUGAAUGUAUUUAUUUACUGUUACUAUAUAGAUAAUAACAUAUAGAAUGUAUAUGCAAAAUGAUUUGUGAUUUUUAUAACAUUUAUUUAGUGGAA
Molecule: messenger RNA, 1642 nt
Organism: Cicer arietinum (chickpea)
Lineage: Eukaryota; Viridiplantae; Streptophyta; Magnoliopsida; Fabales; Fabaceae
Product: protein trichome birefringence-like 19
Cellular component (GO): Golgi apparatus
Molecular function (GO): O-acetyltransferase activity
Source: RefSeq, a predicted model, not a curated record